Molecule: messenger RNA, 1828 nt
Organism: Solanum dulcamara
Lineage: Eukaryota; Viridiplantae; Streptophyta; Magnoliopsida; Solanales; Solanaceae
Product: regulatory protein NPR5-like
Exons: 2
Coding region: 391-1815 (474 amino acids)
Biological process (GO): plant organ development
Molecular function (GO): protein binding
Source: RefSeq, a predicted model, not a curated record
GAUCUCACUUUCUUCGAACCUUUUGAUAUGUAUUGCCUUAACUAUAGAUAUCCCUUACCGUUCUCGCAUGAUAUUUCAUCAAAUAUUAUUAUCGGUAUGCAUAUUCUCUCUUCUACUUUUUAUUUGUUUAAAUAGCUCAGCCGCCCAGAAUAACCAUCCAUAUUGCUCCACCCUUUCUCUCUCUCUCUCUAAAUAUUUUAACCACACACAACACAACACAAAACACCAACCGUAUAGAAAGAAAGAAUCUCACUCACUCUCAUUAUUUCUUCUUCAUCCAACACUACUUUCAAGCUAUACAAACAUGAACUAAAAAACCUUUUUACUAUUAUACACACAAAAAAAAGAACCAAAAACUGUGCUUUAUACACAAAUUAACAACAACAAAAAAUGAGUAGUAAUCCUGAAGACUCCUUAAGAAGUCUCUCUUUAGAUUAUCUCAAUCUACUCAUCAAUGGUCAAGCUUUUAGUGAUGUUACUUUUCAUGUUGAAGGUCGUUUAGUCCAUGCUCAUCGCUGCGUCCUUGCAGCGCGGAGUCAAUUUUUCAGGAAAUUCUUCUGCGGGCCGGGCUCUCCACAGUCCGGCCAGCAACUCAGUCCGAUUAACAGGCCGAGGGAUUUGGAUUCACCGGCGGCAUCAUUAUCAUCAUGUGGUGUGGUGAUACCGGUGAACUCGGUAGGGUAUGAGGUGUUUUUGUUGAUGAUGCAGUUUUUAUACAGUGGACAAGUCUCAAUUGUACCACAAAAACAUGAGCCAAGGCCUAAUUGUGGAGAGAGAGGUUGUUGGCAUACACAUUGCACCUCAGCCGUUGAUCUUGCACUUGAUACACUCUCAGCCGCUAGAUCUUUUGGUGUUGAACAACUUGCUUUACUCACUCAGAAGCAAUUGGCAAUCAUGGUAGAAAAAGCCUCAAUUGAAGAUGUUAUGAGAGUUCUAAUAGCAUCAAGAAAGCAAGACAUGCAUCAACUAUGGACUACUUGUUCACAUUUGGUUGCAAAAUCUGGCCUUCCACCUGAAAUGUUAGCCAAACACCUUCCCAUUGAUGUUGUAGCCAAAAUUGAAGAACUCCGCCUCAAAUCCAACCUAGCACGUCGAUCCUUAAUGCCACAUCACCACCGCCACAACCAUGACCUCAGCUCUGCAGCUGAGCUCGAGGAUCAAAAAAUCCAUCGGAUGAGACGAGCCCUUGACUCAUCCGACGUUGAACUUGUCAAGCUCAUGGUAAUGGGAGAAGGACUAAAUCUUGAUGAAUCAAUUGCAUUACACUAUGCAGUUGAAAAUUGUAGUAGGGAAGUUGUGAAAGCGUUACUAGAGCUAGGUGCAGCGGAUGUUAAUUACCCUGCAGGUCCUGCAGGGAAAACUCCGCUGCACAUUGCAUCUGAAAUGGUUUCACCAGACAUGGUCGCGGUUCUAUUAGACCACCAUGCUGAUCCCAACGUACGAACAUUAAAUGGGAUCACUCCUUUGGACAUUUUACGUACCCUAACAUCCGAUUUUUUAUUUAAAGGGGUGUUCCCGGGACAUGCUCAAAUUGAACCAAAUAAGUUAAGACUUUGCCUCGAACUUGUUCAAUCAGCAGCUAUGGUGAUUUCAAGAGAGGAAGGGAGCGGGAAUACUAUUGAUCCUUCUUCGACGAAUAUUUAUCCACCCAAUAUGAGUGAUGAUCAUACAUCUAGUACAAGUAGUGGUACUGGGAAUAUUGGAUCAAAUGUUAACAUUGAUUCAAGAAUGGUGUAUUUAAAUCUUGGUGGUGGAGUUGCUAAUACUUCAACUCAUGACCCUUCAUCAAUGUACCACAAUUCACAUGAUUAUUAGACAAUUAUACAUA